This is a messenger RNA of Cylindrotheca closterium, 951 nucleotides long. The record is from the annotation of a GenBank genome assembly. NCBI's taxonomy places the organism in Eukaryota, Bacillariophyta, Bacillariophyceae, Bacillariales, Bacillariaceae.
AUGGGGCCCCCGAAUUUUAAUGGCGCAAAGGCGGCAGCUGAUAUUCAAUCCCAGAACAGUUCCAUCAAUCCAGCUAAAAAAGUAGGAGACAGUGCGACUCCAGCGCAAAAUGGCAACGGCAACGACAACCAUAGUUUGAGCCAAACAAAUGCCGUUGACAACAGCACCAUGAAUGCUUCAAAACCCACCAUGGUUCCAGUAUCAGGUAGCCCUAGAGAUAUCAUCUGUGGACGUGGUCUGCACAUCAUGAAUCACCAUGGAAAUCACAAUCUUCACCUUAUCGUUGACAGGUAUCGUCAAGCCUACCUGACUUCGACUCGUAAAGACAAGGCUGACAUCACUAGACGCAUCGUUCAACAUUUGAAGAGUACAGGAGCAAGGUUUCUUCGACGGUUCAACCACGACGGAGAUGACAGGUGGGUGGAAGUUGAUGAAAGGACCGCGUACAAGAAGGUCGGCCAUGCCUUGCGUCUGAGAAAGAAAGAUCAUGGACAGAACUUCUUGAAAUCUGUCGUUCACAGACAACAGCUGCGCAGCCAACACUCUCUGCCGUUGCACUCGGCGUCUCAUGGGGAUAAAAGUAGUUCACACCAAAUGGCUGCCAUGUCAAGUGGUCCACCGAAUCCAAUGAAUCCUCCGUCGAGAUUGCCCCCUUCGUCCUCGCUUGAUAUGCAUUUACCUUUGGGGCCACCUGCAAAUCAACUUCAAGUCAUGACGACACAAUCAGCAUCAGCGCCAGCUCUCGGGCCACAACCUCACCCAAUGUUACACUCGUCUGUCAUUGGGGGACAUGGUAAUGUAGUGAUUGAUCCUCGAUUGUUUUCGCAAGUAUUUACAACCACACUUUCCCUAAUGACACAGCAGUUGCAACAUCAACAACGAGCAUCCAUACACGGAAGCUCUGCUGAUUCACGCAGAUCCGACGUAACUCCCAGAGAUGAAAGAAAGUAA